CUGGUUUAGAAAGGUGAAAUGUUCAGGCUGAGAGUUGACCGUCACGCGACGCCUGCUCGAUUGGCUUCAAUGUUGUAUUAGCACUCUGUUUAUAUUUAUAUAUAUAAUCCCCCCCUUCCCAAAAACGCAUGCUUAUACCUCAAAUGAUAAAGCAAGGUUUAGUUUAGUUUAAUUUGCACGAGGAUGUAUUUCAAAACAUGGCUUUCCUUGUUCGGAAGCUAUAGCUAACAAUGGCUAGCUAGAUGUUAACGUUAGCAAAUGUGGCUAAUGUUAUUUAGAUAAAGCUGGACUUGCCCAAUUAUGUUUUGCUAACUAUAACCAAAGCACUGGUCGAUGUUUAUAUAUGGAAAUAAAGGUGAGGUUAGCUAGGGUGAUGGAGUAUGCGAGUCUGGAGGUCGGUGUUUAUGCCUUAAUGUGUUGUGUAAUUGUACAGGUUUGCUUAUUAUAAGGCUCAGAGAAGACGCUAGCAGCGAAAGGAAAUGCAAUUUUAAACACCAGAUCUUUCUUCUAGCUUAAGAUUUGUAUCGUGGCCUGGAAAAGGAAAGCAAAACUAAUCCGCUUUCUUUCGUUGUAAAGUCAGCAGUCGUGCUUAUUAAUGUGGAUAAACGGAGGUGUAGCAAAGUUUUUAUUUAUAUAUAUCGCACGUUUAAUGCUUAGGAAGCCAUUAAUAAUGAUCUGAAGGAGAUUAGAUCCAGUUAGACGGUCCAUAUAUUUCUACGUAUUUAACUAGUGUUGUGACAGUUCCUGCGCAUGCGCACUUCGAAGCGCGCCUUGAUAAGUGAUAUUUUUUUGCUUCUACGUAGAAUUUUUUUUUCAUUUGCUCAAGAGAAUAUGCUGAUAAUGUUGUCAUGUUCUGGUAAGGUGAUAAAGGUGACGUGAACUAGAUUCUGGGAUGACCCUAGGCUGGGGCAGUUUGAUGGAGAGAGGACAAAAUCGUUAGAACACCGGCAAGCUCAUUUUGCAUAUUCAUGAGGAUGCAAAUAGGCCACGCCCCCUUUCGCCCUCUUGCCAUCUGAAAUAGGCUGAUAAGAGAUGGUAAGAUUGAGCUCGUUUAAAGGAGUCUUAAUGGUUUAUUUUACAAACCUUUCGCAAUAUAUCGUCACCUUAAGCUUGCGUGUCACGGCUCGCAGGCUGUGUGACUUCCUGCGGUCACACCAGCAAGCCACAGGUGACCAUUUAUUUUCUGUGUAUCGUGAUUUCAGUGACCCAUGAGGUUUUCUCGGCUGUACAUCGUAAAGCUCUAUGAAGCAACAACUGCGUUGAAUGAUCUCUAAUCCUGUGGUGUGUGUGGUCUGCCGUGUCUUGUGUUCCCCCAAUAACCUUAGUUCCUACCUGCGGUUAGUUCUUGUUUACUGUUUGGCAUGUAAAAAUGAUAAAAAGCCUCGUAACUGUGGAGAAGAAAACGUUGCUUCCUGCAGCGAGUGUUUGCAGCUAGUAAAGUUUAAAAAAGCUUUGCUAAUCUGCCAACCAGGCAUCUUGGUAUGUAACGUGUAAAACAAACAACAGGUUCUCAGUCCGAUUAAUGUGUUAUUGAAUAUGUGUUUCACUGAAAACCAAAAGCACCGGACAGUCCGUUCCCACAAGGCGAAAAGCGGUGACCCGUCGCUCGCUAGCGUGAACACGGGGUAGAAUGUCACUGCCUAAUGAUUUGAAUAUCAGAUGUGAGCAGACGAUAGUCACAAAGCCUAUUCCGUGACAACAUAACCUGAGCUCAUGCAUAAGACGUCCAUCUAAAAUAUAUGUAUUGUCUUUAUAAUUGGAAUCAAAUAUCCAAUAAAAGGAAAACCAAAUUGUUGUUAAGGAUAACGUGCCUUAAAAUCAGGUUACAGACAGCCGUGCUGUGUUCACACGAUUACCUCAUGACACUAUCUCCUUAUGUUGGAGAGGAAUUUGUGAGGUCUGUAAGCUAACAGAGCCAGGGCCGAUAAGGUGUGUGGUUUCUUUUUUUUUUUUUCCCUGUUCAUUCGAUGCAUUUACUUUAUCUGUGCCGAAGUGGAUUUUUUUUUUCCAUGUCAUGUUAACUUCCCUAACCUUUGCUCGUGGUUUACAACAUCGUACACACUCCUGUAUUAGAAAAUGACUCCGUGUUUCACCUCUCAGCGUUUAAAGCUAACAUUCCUCAGUAGUCAGAUUCGGGGAGCGUGUUAAUCUUCAGGAAAUAAGAUUUGUAUAGAUGACUUGGUGCACCGGCACUGCAGCCAUGUUGGCGUCGAGCCCGUGAGCAAGCCUCCGUGCCUCAAGGCUCCAGGCCUUUCCCGGGCCUCCGUCUGAGCCUUCAUCUUCAUAAUUAUCAUCAUCAUCAUCAACAGCAGCAUGUCCAGCUCGGGCUACCCCCCCACCCAGGGGAGCUUCAGCAGCGAGCAGAGCCGCUAUCCAGCACACUCAGUACAGUACACCUUCAGCCCCGCACGCCAUCCACCGGAGUUCACAGUUCCAGAGUACCGUAAUGCUCACCUACAGGACCAGCAGCAGCGUCGCCGACCGUCUUUGCUGUCAGAAUUUCACCCUGGAACCGAGAGGCCUCCGGAGCGCCGACACGGCUAUGAGCAAACUUUCCACACGAUCACGGCCCAGCAGGACCACGAGGCAGUGGACGCCAAGCGUCCCCGCAUUGAAGGCGCCACCGAAGCCCACCUGGCCCGUGCACCAACCACAAGCAUCGUCCUGCCGAUACCCCACACCGUACAGGAUGGGCUGAGAACCCCAGGGGAGAUCAAGAAGGAGACUCAGUUCAGUGUGAAGCUGGAGUCCUCAUCCCCCGGAGGAGGGAUUCAGGCCAUGGGGGAGGAGCAGGACACGUCUCCUUCCAAGCUCUCCAAAGAGGAGCUGAUCCAGAGCAUGGACCGUGUGGACCGCGAGAUUGCCAAGGUUGAGCAACAGAUCUUUAAACUCAAGAAGAAGCAGCAACAACUGGAGGAGGAAGCGGCAAAGCCGGUGGAGCCGGAAAAGCCAGUGUCUCCUCCCCCUGUGGAGCACAAACACCGCAGCAUCGUCCAGAUCAUCUAUGACGAGAACCGGAAAAAAGCAGAGGAGGCCCACAAAAUCUUCGAAGGACUCGGCCCUAAAGUCGAGCUGCCCCUGUAUAACCAGCCGUCAGAUACUAAAGUCUACCACGACAACAUUAAGACGAAUCAAGUGAUGAGGAAGAAGCUGAUUCUGUUUUUCAAGAGGAGGAACCACGCACGCAAGCAGAGGGAACAGAAAAUCUGCCAGCGCUACGACCAGCUGAUGGAGGCGUGGGAGAAGAAGGUGGAGCGGAUGGAGAACAACCCACGGCGCAAGGCCAAGGAGAGUCGCACUCGCGAGUACUACGAGCGCCAAUUCCCCGAGAUCCGCAAGCAGCGCGAGCAGCAGGAGCGCUUCCAAAGGGUGGGACAGCGAGGGACAGGGCUGUCCGCCACCAUAGCGAGGAGCGAGCACGAGAUCUCCGAAAUCAUAGACGGCCUCUCGGAACAAGAGAACAACGAGAAGCAGAUGAGGCAGCUAUCGGUCAUCCCUCCCAUGAUGUAUGAUUCGGAGCAGAGGCGUGUGAAGUUUAUCAACAUGAACGGACUCAUGGAUGACCCCAUGAAGGUCUACAAGUCUCGGCAGUUCAUGAACGUCUGGACCGAACAUGAGAAGGAGAUUUUUAGGGAGAAGUUUGUGCAGCACCCAAAGAACUUUGGCCUUAUUGCCUCUUAUCUUGAACGAAAGUGCGUCUCAGAUUGUGUACUGUAUUACUACUUGACCAAGAAGAGCCAGAACUAUAAGACACUGGUCCGACGUAACUAUGGCAGCCGACGAAGGAGGAACCAGCAGAUAACGCGGCCCUCACAGGAAGACAAGACCGACGACAAGACCGAGGAGGACAAGUCGGAGAAAUUAGACAAGAAAGAGGAAGACGAUAAGAAGGACGAGGAGGAGAAAGAUGAAAAAGAGGAGUCGAAGGACAUUAGCAAAGACAAAGAGAAGUGUGAGGGAGAGGACGAGGAGGGAAAGGAGCAGAGCACGCCACGCGGCCGCAAGACGGCUAACAGCCAGGGACGGCGUAAGGGCCGAAUCACCACGCGCUCCAUGGCCAACGAAGCUGCUAGUACUGCUACCGAGGAAGCACCAGCACCACCCCCACCACCGCCUCCAGCACCUGAACCUGUUUUACCAGAGCCUGUCCCUCCUCCCAAACCAGAGCCAACACCGAAGCCAGCACGCGAACUGGCUAAGCUUGCUCCUGUGACCACCAUGGACAGCCAAGCACGAGGAGCUGUAGAGGCCGGAGAGACGUCUCGCUGGACAGAGGAAGAGAUGGAGGUCGCCAAAAAAGGUGGCGCUGCUACGUUUCCUUCAGUUGGUGUUCCCACAUCCCCUUCAGGUGGCGCUGCUACGUUCCCUUCAGUUGGUGUUCCCACAUCCCCUUCAGGUGGCGCUGCUACGUUCCCUUCAGGCGCUACUCCAUUUGAUUCAGCACUACUGGGCUGUUCAUUCAGGCUGGUAGAGCACGGCAGGAACUGGCCAGCCAUCGCUAAGAUGGUGGGCACCAAGAGCGAGGCGCAGUGCAAGAACUUCUACUUCAACUACAAGAGGCGACACAACCUGGACGACCUGCUGCCUCAAGCCAAACAGGCAACCAGACGCUUGCGUGAGCGAGAUGCAUCUCAGUGCGACAGUGUGGCCACAGUUUCAGCCGAUGACGACGAGGAGAACCCAGACGACAGUGACGGUGCAGAUAACACUUCGGACACAGAAAGCGCACCAUCGCCUUCUCAGUCUGAAACGUCCAAGCCCUCCGAGUCACAAGCUCAAGCCCCGGAUCAGGAAGCUGCUAACCCAAAAGUCCCUAAUGCAGAUACCAAAGCUCAGGAGACCCUCAAUGAGCUGCAGGUGAAGCUGGAGAAAAGUCCGGAAGGAGCAGCGGUGGUGGACGAAUCCAUGGUUAAGGACGAGGCCCAGCUGCACCCUAAAAGUGAACCUCAGGACACAGAAACUACAGGAGGAGACCGGGGAGAGGUGCAAGUAAAGACCGAGCCGGAACUGAGGGAGAAAGAGAAGCAGAGCGAGCAGCCGCAUUCAGACAACGACUCGAGUGCCACCUGCAGUGCUGAUGAAGAUGUUGAUGCAGAGCCAGACAGACAGAGGGUGUUUUCUCUGGAGAAGCCGUCGAUUCUCGGAAGCUCUGGGUCAGUGGUAGUCACCUCGGGCAAGCAGACUCCGCUCAGUAUGCAGCAGCUUCAGCAGCGCGCUGCCACCAUCCCCCCCAUGGUCAGUCCCCCUAGUUCCCUCCUUCACUUCCCUAGCAGCUCUGCACCCCUGGUCAGGCCCAGGGACUGGGAGAGGCUCGGGCACAGAGCCUCACCCCGGCCACUCCGCCACGUUGCGGGUCCAUUCGGGGCGACCGGUGUUCCUCUGAGCGGCUUGACCAUGUUCCAGCACCAGAUCAAAGCUGUACACGAAUCUGCGCAUAUGGAGGACAGCCAGAGACAAGAAGUUGGAGAGGUGGAGCGUAGACCGCGAUUCAUCGCUCCCAGCCCCACUGUCAUCGACCGAGAUGGUAAGCCGUUUCCCUACAUGCCAUACGAUAUAAAGCUGAUGGAGCAGGAGGCUCACGCUGCAGGAAGACCCGGUUCACCCUACAGACUGUCUCCACGAGAGCCAAGCAAAGCAUCGCCCCAGCCCGAGCCCAACAACUCUGCACGCUACAGCGUCCCACCAGUCCUGCAGCCCGCGCCUAACCAGCUGGUCCAGAACCUUCCAGAAGGAAUGCGUGUGCCGUUUGCCCGCCACAGGCCCUCCAACAUUCCGUCCCCGCCUCCGCUCAUCCCUACGUCCAAACCCUCGGACAAGCCCACCUUCAUCCAGGGAGGAUCCAUUUUACAGGGAACGCCAGGCACGUAUCUGCCCUCACACACUCAUGCCAUGUAUGGGCCAGAGGGAGCUAAGAGCACUGGAGGAUCCAUCUCUCUCGGUCUGCCAAGACAGCAGGACCUUGCCAAGCCUGUGACCUAUAUAAAGCAGGAGGAAUGUUCACCGCGUGGGCAAAGUGCUCAGGCUGAAGGGCUGCUCUCCAGGGCACAGUAUGAAGGAGUAGUCCGAGGGGGGCCGAUCCCCAUCAUCCAGGACCUGGCAAGAGGGCCUACUGGAAAAGGCCCUGAUGGACAUCCCUUAAGAGCAGGAUCCAUCACACAUGGCACCCCAGCUCUCCCUCAGUCCAGCAUACCGGCAGAGCUGCUGAAGAGCAAGCUGACUGCUGAGGACCUAAGCAGUCCAGAGAAGGGCCGAGGCGAACCGCUGCCUAAAGGUCACGUCAUUUAUGAGGGCAAGAGUGGCCACAUCCUUUCAUAUGACGAUUUUAUGUCCACAGCCACUAAAAACCCCAGAGAAGGUACUCGAAGCCCCAGGAUAGGACAUGAGUUGAAACGCACAUAUGACAUGAUGGAGGGAACCAGAGGACAUCCUGGAAGGGAGGCAGCACCUUUUGAAGGUUUGAUUAGUAGGGCACUGCCCAGAGAUGGCCCACACCCCGACUCCAAGGAGAGGCCUAUACUCGCAGGCUCCAUCAUGCAAGGGACACCCAGAACCGCCGCAGACGCUUUUGACGAGGCCAAGUAUGGUAAGCAGAUCAAGAGGGAAAGUCCACCGAUUCGCUCAUUUGAAGGAGGAAUCACCAAAGGCAAGCCCUAUGAGGGUGUGAACACUAUCAAAGAGAUGGGACGCUCCAUUCACGAGAUUCCCCGUAAGGAAGUCCCAGAGAGCCGUAAGACCCCUGUCUUGGAAGGAUCCAUUACUCAAGGCAUCCCUCUGAAGUAUGAGAGCAGCAGCGGCGCCAGCCAGUCUACCAUCAAGCACAAUGUUAAGUCACUUCUUACCAGCCCGGGCAAGCUGGAAGACUCCAAAGUACAAGAACGUGUGCGACACACAUCAGUCGUCAGCUCGACAUCAGUGCUGCGCUCCACACACCAGGAGGCCAACAAGGCUCAGCUCAGCCCGGGGAUGUACGAGGACCCGAACGCACGCAGGACACCCAUCUCCAGAGGAUCGCCUCUGCUGCGGGCACAAGACGGUACAACACCUCAUACAUCUACCUUCAACUUCUUAUGGGGAGGCAUAAGUGCAGGAAAGCCUGUGUCCCAUGAAAGAAAAAGCACGCUGACUCCAACCCAGAGAGACAGCGUCCCUGCCAAGUCUCCUGUACCUGGAGGCGAGCCGCUGACCUCUCACGGCACAUUCGACCCGCAUCAGGUGUACCGAUCCCACCUGGCACCUCAUUUAGACCCAGGUCUUUUCCACCCAGCUUACAUGUUCCAACGGCAGCCGUCUCCCACCGGCUUCCCUAACACCUACCAACUGUACACCAUGGAGAACACUCGACAGACAAUCCUGAACGACUACAUCACCUCGCAGCAAAUGCAGGUCAUCCCUCGGGCCGAGGUCGCCAGAGGCCUGUCGCCCAGGGAACAGCAGAUCGCCAUGCCGUACCCUGCUGGAGCCAGAGGUAUAAUUGAUCUAGCCCAGAUGCCUCCCACCAUCCUGUUGCCUCACCCUGGGGGGGCAGGUUCCCCUAAUCUGGACCGCAUCACGUACCUCCCUGGACCUCAGCCCCCUUUUCCUAGGGUUUUCAACCCAGCCUCCAUAUCUCCAGGACACCCUGCACAUCUCGCAGCCAGUGUGGAGAGGGAGCGAGAGAGGGAACGAGAACGUGAAAGAGAGAGGGAGAGGGAUCGUGAACACAGAGAACGGGAGAAAGAGAGGGAGAAGGAGCGAGAGAGGGAGAGGGAACGAGAACGGGAGAGAGAGCGCGAGCGCAUGGUAGUAGCUAACGAAUACAUCCGUGGAGCUCCAGAGCAGCCUGGCAGGCCUGGUAGCCGUGGUUUCUUGCGUUCUCCAUCCCCUUCGAUGAGGUCGCAGGAGAGUGUCGUCCAGCAGAGGCCCAGCAUCUUCCAGGGCACAAAGAGUGUCAUCACUCCUCUGAUCAGGCAGAUUUCCCCUGCUGCUGCCUCUGCGCAGACUUCAUCCCGCUACAACACAGCCGCAGACGCGUUGGCCGCGCUGGUAGACGCCGCUGCCUCCGCACCGCAGAUAGACGUAGCGAAGGUCAAAGAGGUUAAACACGACGCCAUCGGCGUCCGCGACGACGAGGUGAGCCCCUCACGUUCCAUGUCACUUCCUCCUGGGAAACCACCACUUCCUGGAUAUCCAGACGGAGGAGGAGGAGGAGGGGCAACAAGUGGCAAAGAUAAACCACCUCCCACUAAGUCUCGCAUAGAGGAAGAGCUGCGCACACUCGGCAAGACCACCAUCACGGCGGCCAGCUUCAUCGACGUCAUCAUCACUCGUCAGAUUGCAUCAGAAAAAGACUCGCGCGAGAGGGGCUCUCAGAGCUCAGACUCCUCAGGAAGUUUGUCAUCGAGCCGUUAUGACGGACAGAGCAGUGGAGCCAUCGAGGUGAUCAGCCCGGCCAGUUCCCCGGCUCAGAGAGAGGAGAAGAACGAACGGUCCUUCUCCUCAGAGAAGAACACUCAGCCAUCUACAGCUACUGUUAGAGGAUUCGAUAUUAGUCGCUUCAGGCAGCAGGUGGAAUCAGGACCCACAACAGCCCCACCACCACCACCUACACAAACUCACCGUGUGAUGACCCUGGCUGACCACAUCUCGCAUAUCAUAACCCAGGACUUUGCCAAGAAUCAGGACCCUCCUCCUUCCUCUAGCUCGUCCGCCUCCUCUUCCUCCAUAUCCUCAACAUUCCAAAACUCUGGAGCAGCAGGCAGCAGCGUUCGGUCCAAAGUGCCUAACCGCUACAGUCCGGAGAACAUCGUAAACCCCGCCCACCAUCAGAAGCCAGCCAGCCGAGUGUCCCCCGAGAACGCCUCGGAGAAAUCCAGAUCCAGGCCAGGUAAAUCCCCCGAGCGUGCCGGUGGCAGGUCCGUUGAGAGCUAUGAGCCCAUCUCCCCUCCACAAAACUACUCGGGACUGGAGAAACAAGAGAACAGCCUGCUUCAAAGCCAGAGGCGUGAACAGGAACUUGCAGAGCAAAGAACGGACUCACGCUCCCCGGGCAAUGGCAACUAUCUGCCUGCUUUCUUCACCAAGCUGGAGAGCACAUCCCCCAUGGUGAUGUCCAAGAAACAGGAGAUCUUUCGCAAGUCUGAUGUCGGGAAUACACAGCCAGGCACAGAGAUCUUUAAUUUACCAGCAGUAACAACCUCAAGUAAUGUGAACCUUCGGAACCACUCAUUCAGCGACCCAGCCAGCAACCUUGGUCUAGAGGAUAUAAUCCGUAAGGCUCUGAUGGGGACCGUAGAGGAGAGGUCAGAGGAGCAGAGUCAACAAGCUCAGUCUGUAGCUUCAGCUGUGGGAAACAACUCUGACGGGCGACAGGAGGCCAAUCCGUCUCCCAGCGCAGGUAGAUAUUCAGCGAAGCAGAAGCUCCAGAGCAAAGCGAGCAGUAGGAAGUCCAAGUCGCCCAACCCAGGCCAGGCGUACACAGGUGGAGAGCGACCCUCCUCUGUGUCCUCUGUACAUUCUGAAGGAGAAUAUCACAGGCAGGCUCCCAGCUGGGCUUGGGAAGACCGGCCCUCAUCCGCAGGUCCAAUGCAGUUCCCUUACAACCCUCUGACUAUGCGCAUGUUGAGCAGCACGCCUCCCACCUCCAUGGCCUGCCCUUCUCCCUCCAUGCAGUCCCAGCAACAACCAGGAGGAGGAGCCAACGCUCCGACCCGCGCCUGGGAGAGGGAGCCACCGCUGCUCUCGGAGCAGUACGAAACCCUGUCGGACAGCGACGACUGAGCUGGGCCGGGAACCUUGACCCUUUUGUCCUCCCUUCGACCCCCUUCCCCAGCCCCUCGGGUCACUGAGAAUCGUGUCCCUGGCGGGGCGGCCCAGCUAACACGCGUCCCACUCAGUGCUAACUUUGAGUAGGGAUUGCCUGGGGAGGCACACUCGCUUCUGGUGCUUUUAUAUUUCCUCUUGUGCUUGUAGAAAGCGUCGCGAGGGAGCCACGGCCUGAUCGCUCAGGAUAAACCGUGUCCAGAAGCUUUAUUUUGCCUGUUUGUGAACGAGCAAAGACGGAAAAAAAACAGAAAAGAGGAUGAAGAACUUGAAAUAUAAAGACUUGCUUCAAACGUGUUUAAUUUCUGUAAAGAAAUACUUUGUCUUUAAAAAAACAAAAAAAAAAACAAAUGUAUGUAAAUAGAGUAACCUUUUGCAGUGUGAAUUUUUAUUAUUUUUUUUUUUUUUUUCAGACUUCUUGUGUUUUAUUAUUACUUUUUAAAUCAGAUCCCUGCUGGUUUAAAGAUUAUACAGAAAGUUCUUGCUCUCAAAGAUGUGAAAAGUGUGGAUUUUCUCCCAUGGCAGGGCGCAGUGUGAACUUGAACCUGAAGCACCAAGGAGAGGAGAGCAUUUCAAUCACACAGCCUGCCUUUGUAGCACUGGAGGCACCAGGGUCACCACAGAUUUUUUUUUUUUUUGUAAAACAAGCAUUCGACCUGUUACAUGGGUGCAUGAUGAGAAAAAUAAUAAUAAUUUAAAAAAAAACGUUUUUUCAGCCCUGCAGAAAGAUCUCCAUUUUGGUUCACGUGAACAAGUUGAGAACACUGGUGUCAGAGCAGAAUGUUUUGGGGUUUUUUUUUUUAUUAUUUUCAGUGAAAGAUGAAAUAUAAGUUGAAUGUUUUCUCCCUAAAUACAUGUUUUGUUUUGUUUUUGUUUUUUUGCCUCUGUGGUGAAACUCGACCACGGUUCUGGUGUCUGCUUCAGAGAGUUGGCUCUGUGUGGUUGCUCGAUGUUCUGCUGUUUUAUUUCUUCUUCAUCUCUCUGCCAGAGGAAAGCUUGUUUCACUUUGGAGAGGUUCUUGGUUUUCUUCUCAUGGAGGAGAAAUCAAACUGUGAUCUUCCUUCUUUUCUUCUUCUUCUUCUUCUUCACAUUUUUCUUCUUUAAAAUGCUGAAGCGUUACAUGCUGAUCUGUCUGGCGAGAAAGGUAAAGAAAAAGGAGGGGAAAAAAAGCUUCUGUUUUGUCACACCUCUGCACCACUGUUGCACUUUUUUUUUGUUUUUGUUUUCGCUUACUAACUUUUGACAAGAGUUACUACCUGUAAUCUAAGUUAUUGGAGCUUCUGCAGAGGUCUGGACUCUUCGGCUUCGCUCACGUUUUUGCAAUAAUCUUCUCUUAUCACGGAAAAAGAUCUCCGGUCGCCGUUCUCCGGCUCGGUCGGACGCAUCACGUGAUCUUCGCGCUAGUCUAUGGUACAGUUUAAAAAAAAAAAAAAAAAAAAAAAGGCUGUUAAAGUUGCUGCUUCGUAGUGGUGGCUUUCACUUAGAAAUCAUCUUGAUGUAACAGACAAUAAGCUCCAUUUCAGUUACCUGCACAAAGUAUCGCUGUAUUUUCUAAAGGCAAGACCCGAAAAGGUUUCAAAUCCCGUAGUGCAAUUUUUGUUCGUUUUUCUUUUUCUUUUUCGCUUUGCUCAAGUAACUAAAAACCUGUCUGUUUUUAUUUUUAUUUUAUUUCUUGUUAUAUUUAAUUCGUUUCACUUCUGAGAUAUGAAAAAAGCCCUAGAGCUUAUGUUGAGAUUUAUUUUUUAUUUUUUUUUUUAUUAUUUUUUUUUUUUUCCAUCGUUCUCAACAUCAUUGUUAUUCAUCCUUUUUUAAUGGGAUGCAAAGUGUUUACAAUGGCAUUGACAGAGGAAAAAAAAAAAAAAAAAAAGGCGGUGAAACUUGAAUCUUAAGAAAAAAGAAAGUCAGUCAUUGCAUCAGUUAGUCUAUUUUUUGAGUCCGACACCAUGCAGUGGUAACUUUUUGUUUUUUCUUUUGUCCUUUUUGGAAUUGAGACUUGAAAUAACCCGUGUAUCCCAUGUUGUUGGAAAGCAAUGUUUGUAUCGCACAAUGUCUCUUAAGUAGCCAAUUACAAAAUUUUCAGACCAAUCAAUAAAGUGGAUUAGCGCUCCACCUUUUCUGAAAAUUUA
Hemibagrus wyckioides is the source of this 11924-nucleotide messenger RNA. It is a transcript of the gene ncor1, whose product is annotated as nuclear receptor corepressor 1. Gene Ontology annotation, biological process: negative regulation of transcription by RNA polymerase II. The transcript is spliced from 49 exons. The coding region runs from base 2314 to 9756 and encodes 2480 amino acids. Gene Ontology annotation, molecular function: nuclear thyroid hormone receptor binding; transcription corepressor activity. The record is from RefSeq and is a predicted model, not a curated record. Lineage: Eukaryota; Metazoa; Chordata; Actinopteri; Siluriformes; Bagridae.